GUAAUAAAAAUAAAGUAACUACAUCUUUAUAAAGCCUGAAGGCAAGAACGCACUUUUAUCUAUCCAACUUUGUUCUACGCAUUUCUGGACCUGACUAAUCGCUAAUAGAAAACCACACUACGCUGUGUUGGGAGGGGGAAGCAGCAUGUGAUAGGUAGAUCUCCUGGUUCGUACAGAGUUCAUCAGCAAUACGCCUCAGCUGGACGUCUAAUGACGUAGGUGGUAGUCUGAAAAGCGGUAAUAGGACCAAGUCAUCAAUAGUGACAGGGAAAUCUGUUCUUAAUUAGCAAACAGUUGAUUCGUGAUCACAAGUUCAAGCAAUGGAGAGCUCCGUUUGUGUUCCUAACACUUGCCACAUAUCCUUGAAUGAAAUACUUGAUUUGCACGAACACCCGGUAACUGAGGAGCAAGCGUGGGCUCUGUGUUAUCAAUUGUGUACGCUUUUAGUAAGGGACGACUCAAGUGGAAGCGUAGUCCACAACGAGGCACCACACACCCCUCGUUUACCUGGACCAGAGGCCAUUCUGUUCUCCAACGAUGGAAGUGUUUGUCUCAAAGACGCCUUUGUUUUCGGCAGAGAGGACCAGGUAAUUGAACAACUUGGUCGCCUUAUUUACGACUGUCUUGACUGGGGUCUCGAAAAUCACGUUGAACGAGACCUACACGAUGCCCUUGCUCACCUUGUCUGCCGGAUGGCAAAGGUCAACCCGCUCACAGAUGAGUCCAUCCAGGCUGUAUACACCCUUGUUGAAGUCAUCCAGGUGUGUGAAGAUCGCCUGGGUGACUCUACUCAGGCAGCACAUCACUACAAAACUGUCUGCUCAUUACUUUUCUCUGAGUCUAUUGAGCUGUACCACUGCAUCCAAAUUCAUAAGUCCUCAAGCAAGAGUCUUCAAACAUUGUUGGAACCUGACACAUCACUGGUAAGUCACAGUGGUUUAAAUCAGCCCGGUGCAUGGAAUGAUGUGGUACAAGAGCUGCGAAUGGGAAAAACACUCAGUUCGUUUCAGAGGACAUUUCCAUCGAGUGCUUACCACCCUCCAGAAAAGCAGUUCCCAUUUGACCAGCUGAAGCAAGAUAUUGAAUGCAAACAGUACACUCUACGCAAGGUUCAGCUUGACAAGACAGGAGAAAACUGUUUUAAAAAGAUGGAUCCAUUUGACACUAUUAUAGAAGCCAUCCGAUCAAGCCCAAAACUCAGACCUGUUUCGGAGCGGAAGCUGAGGGAGAAGCCUGAGGAGGAGCCUUGUCUUCACGAGCGGCUGAUGAACGUGAUUCGCACGACUGACCCGCAGGAACUUUUUGCAUCGUGCAAGAGAAGGCGCCCCGUUCCAGGUAUAUGUGUUCACCUAGCACUCACUCGAUUGUUCAGCAUUUGUGUGUGUGCCACUGUUCAGUGUGCUGACGACUCCCUCCGUGUCCUUUCAGAUAGGGUCGAGUCACCAGCCCACCAGAUUCCCUCACGGUGCAUCGCACCAUCGGUGUUUCAUUAUCAGGAUGGUCGAGGGCUUGCUGCGCAUUUACAGCAUGUCAGCUCUACAGAAUUCAGCCAACCUGCGUCCAUCUCAUGUUUACGACUGACCUCAGGCCUCACCAUCACCAGGACAAAGCGGCGUGCCCUGUCUCUCGGGAGCUACCCAGACCUCAAGCGAUCGAGGAGGGACAGUGCCAUCGGCAGUGUUCCUGUGACCAUUGCGAUGUUCAUGUAUAGGCAUCAGACAAAAAUGAACGCGGAACUGAAGACUAUUUAUGUGAAUAGCCCAGGCAAAUGGCAGGUGUGUUCCUGUUGCUUUAAGCGAAGUCAGUUUUUCACUUGGCAUAACACCUGCUCCAGAUGCACUAGGGUUGUGUGUCCUUCCUGCUGUGUAAAGAUGCAAGUGCCCUACAAUUGGUGCAUGGACCUCCCAAUUGCAUUCUUCCGGAAGAUAGUGCUGAGCCGAAGUGCUGAGGGAGACCAUAGUCAUUUCUGGAGGGAGCGCCUAUCAUGGGACUGCACAAAAGUUCCUUUGGUUCUGGAGCCUCUGGUCCUUGGUUCUAGUUCCCAGCACAGUUUGGCUAUGAGAGGCUGGCACAGCCAGGACAUCUGCACAGAGUGCCAGUGCCUCCUGGAGGAAAUAUGUGACUCUGAGGCCUUUGUGAACCUUGUCUCAGGGACCCAAGAGAUUUGAUGGCGCUUGGCUUUGCUUCACUUUCUGAAUGUGGGCCCCUUUUCACUGAAAGGGAUUCUAGUCAUUAGGUGGCCAAACUUUAUUAUUUUGUGUGUAGUGUUUUUUUUUUUUUUUUUUUUGUAAUUAAAUCUAUACAUUAUUUUGUAUGUGUUUUUUUAUGUUCUGUGAAGCCUGUCGAAAGACCCUAGGAGUGCGGCUGCUUUUCGCAUUAGUUUUCUCUUUUAGUGUUCUGAUUUUGUUCCAAAACAUUAGUUCUUGUUCUUAGUUGGUUGAGUGUUUGUUUUUUUUGUAUAUAGUUUUUAAUUGACUUCAACUAAUAAAAACAUGGCUUUGUUUUA
Molecule: messenger RNA, 2506 nt
Organism: Clupea harengus (Atlantic herring)
Lineage: Eukaryota; Metazoa; Chordata; Actinopteri; Clupeiformes; Clupeidae
Biological process (GO): polar body extrusion after meiotic divisions; intracellular transport; Golgi vesicle transport
Cellular component (GO): cell cortex; cytoplasmic vesicle membrane
Molecular function (GO): actin binding; microtubule binding
Source: RefSeq, a predicted model, not a curated record